Babesia bigemina is the source of this 5130-nucleotide messenger RNA. RefSeq lists its product as hypothetical. The transcript has a single exon. Bases 1 to 5130 code for a protein of 1709 amino acids. NCBI's taxonomy places the organism in Eukaryota, Apicomplexa, Aconoidasida, Piroplasmida, Babesiidae. The record is from RefSeq and is a predicted model, not a curated record.
AUGGCGCCUAAGAAGCUGACUGACUGCCCGGAAAACCUCCGGGAGGCUAUCGACUGGUUGAUCCAGGUCAAGAAUGGCGGUGAUGGUAGAGGUCUUGAAAAUCUGGUGAAAGCUUUGAAAAAGUUGAUUGAAAAGGCCAAAACUAAUGCUACCAAGAGCCUCGAUACCAGGAAAGACCAACUCGAAUGUCCUACUAAAUCCGCUUCUGGCAACGGUGUCUCCUACUGUAAGCAGAAGCAAGAUGAAAUUAAGCAAGCUAAAGAAGAACUUGAAACAUGCAAAAAUGAUUCCGAACAAAAAUCCAAAAAAGACAAAGACCUAAAAAAGCUUCAAUCCGGCUUAGAUGAGCAUAUUGCCAAAGAUCAUCCUCUUGAUGAGUCUACUAGGCAGACUAAAAUUGAUGAAGUCAAAAAGCAUCAAGAAUUUGUUACAGAGUUUCAGAAGAAUUUUAAAGACGCUUUAGAUAAUAACAUCCUUGAUAACCUCUGUUCCGGCCUCGAGAAAUUCGUCGGCUUCGACUCUGCCACCAAAGGCUACGACGGUACUGGCAUCGUCUACUCCGACCUUGAUAGGUUGUGUGACGCAGUGAUGGCGUUCUUGCACGGGGUGUUGGAGAGUGUUAAGGAUGAUGAUGCAGUUAAAACGUACGAUAAAUACAUUACUUCAGGUAAUUUAGAUAGUGUUCUCACAAAAUUAACUAAACAAAUUGGCUCCGGGCGUACUGGGCUUGCAGAGUCUGUCGACGCGGUGAAGGGGUGGUUGGAGGGGUAUGAUGGGAAAGUAAGGGAGAUGACAAAAAGUGUUGUAGGCGAUGAAGGGACGAUUAGGGAUCUUGAAAACCAGAUUAUCCAGAACAUUCGCAAUGUGAAAUCGCUGGAGUCUAAAGGUUUUGACAUUGCGCAAUCUACGUGGGUCCAAACAGUGGCUAGGGAUUUGUACAGUAAGUUAAGUGACAUUAAAAAAGCCAUUAACGUGUUAGAUCCGGAGCUGAAACAUAAGUUGCAAUGCGACUUUAAUAUAAUUGAAAUGGGAGUUAAAAAUUUGGAGAGGUGCGCUGAGAGUGAUCAGAUUGAGUUAAAUACGUUGGGCAGUAUGUUGAGUGAACAACUCAGAGAAAUGGAAGAAGCCAUCAGCAAGGAGGCCAUAGAUAGAGGAAAUAUGUGCAUUAAUACUUUGGUAAGAGAAUUCAAGACAAAUAUUCAGGCGCCUUUACUUUAUGUUACCCAUUCGUUGGAAGCUGUUAAAGCACGCCUGCAAGCUUGGAGCGAUAAGGCUAAAGCGGUCGUGAGUAUGGCGAUAAAGAACAUCGAAAAAAUAAAUAAUAAGUUAUUGAGAAAUGAUAGAGAUUAUGGAAAUGUGGAAUUGGCUGUUCACACAUUGAAACACCAGGCUGACGCACUUUGGAAGGCCAUUGGAGCGGCUAAGAUUAAGUUGAAUAGUAAGGUAAGAGAUGCGCUUUUGGAAGUUGACACUGUGGAGAGAGCGGUAAAAACGGGGUUGUAUGAAGUAAGAGACGCUAUUAAUAUGGGUAUGGCGGAAUAUGUGAAGAAAUUUAAAAACUCAUUAGAAGCUGGUAUCAAAGCGGCCGGUAGUCUCAGUAAAGGCCAAACUGAUUCAUAUAAUGGGAUUGACGCGUUAUGGCCGAAUAUGAUUGAAAACGGUGUAUUGAGGGAAUUGGCAUCUGGAAUUAAAGUGGCCAAAACAUCUCUCGAUACAAGCAGUGUUGCAUACAAUUUGGAAUAUGCCCUAAAGUGGAUUAACGAAGCCAAUGAGACAUGGAAAACUCAGCUUUCGAAGCCCGCAAAUCUUCUCGAUAGUCUACAAACAACUCUUACCGCCGACCUUCAGGCGCCCGUUGAAAAAGUGUUGCAGCAAGACCUAGGUGACUCUGGGAGAGGUGAAAUGCAAAUCAAGCUUGAUCCCACGUAUUUUUCGUUUUAUCUUGGCGGUGGCGGAAUGAGGGGCAAGAAACAAGCGCUUAACGAAACUAUAAGUACGAUUAAGACCGAGGUAGAAAAUGAACUUACUAACAUCGAACACGUUACCACUAAUGUAGACAAUAAAGCACUAAAUUCAGCUUUCCAGGAUAUAAAAGAUAAACUUGCAACUUUUAUCGAAGCUAUUAGAAAAAUAAUUGUGAAUGUAGGAAACAGUAAGAAAAUCGAUAGCCCAUCGGAGGACAGAGGCGUAAUGAAUCUGUUACACGAUGCAGAAACGAUGCUAAACAGAACGGAAGGUGGCAAAGGGAUCACAUAUGAUCUUUCCUUGGAUCUUCAAGGGAUUAUGACGGCUACUGCUAGAAUACUGGGUGAACCUGGUCAGGGCAAUUCAGAAGGGAAUUUAAAAGAUAUAUUAAAGCAGGCCGGUAUAUUCUACAGCACAACCAUUCAGCAAAAUAUCGAAUCCUUCAUCUAUGGAAUAACCAAUUUCAUCCACGACCAAGUUCACUUGAGAUCAAAUAACAUGCGGCAAGACGCCCUAAUUAGGUAUGUUGAGACAACUAGAGUACAGCUGGAGGGAUUGAAGAGCAGUAUUAAAAUGCGACACUUUGAAAUAGAUAAAAUCAUAAAUGCUGAUAAAUACACGAGUCUCAAAGGUCUUAUAAAACAAUUGCGCAACGCUUUAAGAUCCGCGAAUUUGGACGAACUGGCCAAUGUGUCCCAUCUGACAUACAAGAUGAACGAUGUCUUCAAAAGUUUCUUUGAAGAGCUACAAAAUCAGGAAGAUGUAAAGCCGUUGACAGGAUACGUGAACAAAGUAUACAAAUCGUUGGAUGCAUUAAUGCGUGAGAUGUUGACUAAAAGGCAUUUCCACCAUGAAGUCACGGUGCAUCUUACAAGGUUCGGCAGCACUCUCAGUAAAUUGGUCGUCGAAAGUAUGCACGACGCGCCUAAGAGGGUGUUAAAUCCCCUGAAAAAUGGAUUUGAGAAACUGCUUGUGGAACUCAAUCAGACCUACGUCAACACCUACUCUGGGAACCCUUCGAUUGAGAGCGACGAGAAAUAUGCUAAAAUUUGUUUGACAUCACUUAAGAUUCUGCAGCGUGACAUGGGAGCAUUGAGGUCAUGCUCUAACAAAUGGCGUAAAGAACAUAUCAACUUAUCGACCCAUGUCGGCAAUUUGCUGAAAAGCUACGGUUAUGGUGUUGCGACAAAUCCGGGAACUCGAGACGGCGAAUUGCGAAAUUGUGAUGAGUUUACGGGUUCUAAUAUACAGGUAAAAAUUAACGCCGCGAUUUCAGGCGCGAACGGUAAUGAACAUCUCAACAACUGUAAACUUAGGGAACAGAAAGACAUUAAUAUUAUGGUCGUUCUUGCCUGCUUAUGCAAUCACCUGGGGCAGUAUUAUAAUUGCUGCCAUUACGUGAUCCACCCUAAACCUACUCCUCCCUGUAACAUAUAUCAGAUGCUCGAGUGGCUGUGCGGCCUACCGCAUAAUCCUGUUUAUAGCAAACUUAAGGGAGAAUGUAAAACGUUGUUUGACAAACCAAAAGAACGAGAACAAGACGAGUAUUCCACCUUCAAACCAUACGAACUCACCCUAGAUGCCACUACUGAGUUGUCGGCGGAAUGUGUAUUAAGCGAAUUAGAAAAAGUAUGUUACCACGCCGAAAGAGUAUUGAUUGCAAUUCAAGGCAACGGUCACGCCGAAGGGCGUUAUGCCUGUGACUUUAGCACUAACGUGGACCAGUUGUCGUACCCGUCUGGCCCUGGUGCUUGCUUUGAAUUACUGAUAGAUAUUUUAUCUAGAAUAUACCAUCAACUCUACUUCCUAAUGGCACAGUGUUCUCAUAGUUCUGAGCUCAAUGGUUGGAGUGACUGCUGGUACGGUAGUGGAGUUGCCGGUUCGUCAUGGAAGUGCAAUAGCCUUCAAUGCCCCAACAAAACAGGUGACCUAAUCCACAACCAAAGCUGUGACCAAAACUGUAGCCAAAAGCCUGAGUGUGGCCUUAAGUCACCUCUGCAAUCAUUCCUCGAAGAUGGACUCCCUGGAUUUUUGCCGCACUCUUUCACCAAACCUGGUUGCAAAUUGGAAUGCAGUGUGCCUAACCACAACGGUAUUCCAUGUAUCACUCCCAUGGGAUUCAAGGAUCUUAGCGUUAGAGCUUCACACAGGCAGACUGGUCAGUGUAUCUACAGUGUACUUAAUGAUUUCUGUGGCUAUUCGGAUAAGCCACUUAGCAGAAUAGAUGCUUAUGUUCUAUGCCUAAUGCGUACGCCGCCCACAACACUGGGUGACAUGUUCGCAUUCUAUUACAAUUUCCUCGAAGGAUUGAAAAGUAUCGCUGGAGAGCAUCAAAUAAGCGCUCUCCAUAACGCCGUCAUUGAAGCCAAUUUUGAAAAUUCCUCCACAACAUUAGACAUUACUCCAAUGUUUCACAGCAGAGAGCACUCACAGAAAACACACGACAAAGGUGACCUUCAAUCUCUCGUUAGCUGUGAUCUAACCUACAUUCCUGCAUACCCCUGCGGUCCAUAUGUAAGACCAUUCACUAGAGACGUCCGUUGCAUAUUCUCCUCAAAAUACAAGAUGCAAUAUCUCUCGUGGGUUUUGUAUAUCACUGAGACGUUUCACAAAUUGCUUAAACAAUUGUACGACGAAUGCUGUAAGAAUUGUACCGCCAAGGGAACCAUAUGCUAUGAAUUGAAUUGCGCUCAUGGUUGUAAAGUUAAGAACAAAGAAAAGCCGUCAUCCACAGCUGAACAUCAACGUGCUUGCAAGUCCAUUGUCAUGUGCAAUUUAACACUUCCGACAUUACACAAAUACGGCCUCUACUUCGGAAGCGCAACAUGGCUCAGUGGCGCCAAAGAUCACAGAGUGAAGAGGACUUGCGAAGAUUUUUGCCACACACUAAAAAAGGUCGUGUCUGACAGCUCCGUUAUUUCACAACUUGUCCAUGAAACAAUUCCCAAAUUCCUUUGGGAAAUUAGAAGUAAAUUCUUCUACACCCUCCUUUCCCUCUGGCUCCUCUCUUUGUUGUACCUCACCCACAUCAUGGUCAUCCGCCUUGACCUGCUCCACAUCAAAUCGCAUUUGCACUCACCCUCAUCUCAUCGCAUAGCUGCUCAAUCACUACUUGCUGCUGCACGCGUUGGCAAACUUGCCAAGAUCACAUACCUGCAACCUUGA